AGACAGCAAGUCAGGUCAUCGAAGAGAAAUAUUUCUUUAUCUAAUCUUAUCUCAAUGUCAACCCCGCAUUUCACUGCGGAGGUCAGGCCUCAUUGCAAUUCCAUCGACCACUUUUCUGCGUCUGCAUCAAUUCUCUUCCCUGCACUCGACAUGGCCUUAAGACUGUUGAGCGACUUGCGGAGCUUGGAGAUGUCGUAGGUUGGCUCGCACAUGCGACCAGCCCUCUCACGCCUUAAACCAAACCUACUGAGACCUUGCGGUCCCACAAUGUUCCCUUCUCGCGUGUGCGCUCCCCUCCGCGCAGCGCCAGAGACAGAGGACAUCUUCGAGUCCGCACUUUCAAACCUCUUUACCGACGAUACACAAAACAGCCACGGUACGCCCGGUCAGAGCGUAGUAUACGACUCUCCCGGCUUCGGCAAGAUCCCAUUGCGCAUUCCAUCGCAUCCCGACGUCGAAGAAGGCAGAAAAUUGUUUGCGCAUUACCUGUGGAAUGCAGGUGUCAUUGCCGCGGAUGCCAUCGAGUGCGCCAGUAGCCAGGAUGCAACAACACAUAGCCCAGUGGAUUGGGACAGCCGAUACUGGGAUGUAAGAGGGAAAAGACUGCUCGAGUUGGGUGCUGGAACCGCUCUGCCAUCCUUAAUAUCUGCGCUGUCUGGCGCUGCGAACGUGACUAUCACGGACCAUCCUUCAUCUCCUGCCCUGACAAUGGGUGCGAUCGAGCAGAACGUCAGAGAAAACGUUCUAGAGAGAACAGGGUCGGAUCACACCAGUUCGAAAUCUGUCGUUAAUGUCUUCGGAUACACGUGGGGAACAACCAAGAUGUAUCUGCCAAACCACUAUGGCAAGCUGGCGCCCGAGCAGCCGGAGACGUUCGACCGAAUCAUCAUCGCAGACUGUCUGUGGAUGCCUUCCCAGCACGUCAACCUGGUCAAGACGAUAUUACACUACCUCGACUCCUCGCAGGAAAAUGCUUGCGCAUUCGUUCUUGCAGGCUUUCAUACCGGACGAGCAAUAGUGAGAGGCUUUUUUCAAAUCGCGACUGGGGAGUGGACGCAAGAAGACCAGGCGGGCGAUGAAGACGAAGACGAGGAUGAAGAACUUCGAGCAGUCCAGGGUCGACUGAAAGCCGCAAGUGUUUUCGAAAUCGACGCCAAUGGUGUUUGCCGACCAUGGCUCCCGAUUCGGUCAGGUGAGGAUAAGCAGCAAGCCAAAAGGUGGACUGUAUGUGCGGUACUUGUGAAGAGGUGAUGUUGUCCGAACCCGUCAUGGUGAAUGCAUGCUGUGCAGUGACUUUUUAGUGUCUGUCCAAGAAGUAUCUGAGCGAUCGUGACCGCCCCGCUUUGUCGACGUGAAUGCUCAUUAAUAUACACAUACUCCUGAGUCGAUUUGCGGCUCCUUUCGCCCAGAUUCCUUCUCGUGUCGUGGCAAUACAAUCA
Molecule: messenger RNA, 1439 nt
Organism: Exophiala viscosa
Lineage: Eukaryota; Fungi; Ascomycota; Eurotiomycetes; Chaetothyriales; Herpotrichiellaceae
Exons: 2
Coding region: 211-1251 (346 amino acids)
Source: RefSeq, a predicted model, not a curated record